AUGCCAGCGAGCGACCGUCUGGAUAAAGUCUUCGCGGCACUCCUGGCCCGCCGGGAAUCCAAGAACCAACUCCGGAGAUUGACACUCGUCCCGGCCGGGAGCGCCGACUUCUCGUCCAACGCAUACCUAUCCCUCUCGACCCACCCAGACGUCCAGCGUCGGUACCUCGCCCGGAUCAAGGCCCACCUGAAGCCAUCCAAGACACCAUCGAACGUUGAUGACGAUGGCAGCAGAGACAGCACGGCACUUCUCGGCUCCGGCGGCUCGCGUUUGCUAGACGGCAACGUGUCUCUGGCGGAGUCGCUGGAGAGGGACAUUGCAGCUUUCCACCGCGCCCCGGCUGGGCUCCUUUUCAACUCGGGCUUCGAUGCGAACGUUGGUCUCUUCAGUUGUGUUCCGCAGCCGGGGGACAUCAUUGUCUAUGACGAGCUCAUCCAUGCGAGCGUGCACGACGGCAUGAAGCUGAGCCGGGCCGGGAAGAAGGUCGCUUUUGCACACAAUACCGUGGAACCAACAGAUGCUCAAAAAUGGCCGCAGAGUUUGAGCGAGGUUCUCUCGAGAUUGACCGAUGGCGAUGAAGGCCGACAAGUGAGAGAAGGUUCGAAACGCGUCUUCGUUGCGGUCGAAGGAGUGUAUAGCAUGGAUGGUGAUGUGGCCCCUCUAAGAGAGGUUGUUGAAUGCGUUGAACGUCAUUUGCCCCGUGGGAACGGCCUCCUCGUCGUCGAUGAAGCGCACUCGACGGGUUUGCUGGGAGAAAGAGGCCGAGGGCUGGUAUGCGAGCUGGGUCUCGAAGACCGUGUGUGGGCCCGUAUACACACAUUCGGCAAAGCACUGAGUUGCUCUGGAGCGGUCGUCCUAUGCUCUCAUGUCACCCGAUCAUACCUCAUCAACUACGCUCGUAGUCUCAUCUACACCACCGCUAUGCCGUUCACGUCACUAGCAAGUAUACAGACGGCAUACGACUUCAUCAGGGACGGUCACUCCGAUGAUCUCCUCCGCCACCUCUGGCUUCUCAUUAACCAGACCAAUGAACUGCUGCUGACGCUGCUGGACCGUCAUCGACCAGAAACAGCUCUGAUGCAUCUAGCUUCGGGCAAGCCAAAAUCACCAAUCAUACCCCUAUUUACCUCGAAACCGCGUGGUCUUGCGCAGUACUGUCAGCAGCGUGGCUUCAUGAUACGGCCUAUUGUUGCGCCCACGGUCCCGGUAGGAAGUGAGCGUGUUAGGAUAUGCCUUCACGCCGGCAACACCUUUGACGAACUUGAAGGUCUGGUUUCUGCAAUCGAGGGCUGGUUGGUUUCUCAGCCAAAAUAUCGAGGGGAACUGUUCGACCAUGCUCUAAUCGCUCGUUCAGAGGUGCCGAAGUCUCGGUUGUGA
Molecule: messenger RNA, 1377 nt
Organism: Colletotrichum spaethianum
Lineage: Eukaryota; Fungi; Ascomycota; Sordariomycetes; Glomerellales; Glomerellaceae
Product: putative 8-amino-7-oxononanoate synthase
Exons: 2
Coding region: 1-1377 (458 amino acids)
Biological process (GO): biosynthetic process
Molecular function (GO): pyridoxal phosphate binding
Source: RefSeq, a predicted model, not a curated record